Acanthamoeba castellanii str. Neff is the source of this 1137-nucleotide messenger RNA. RefSeq lists its product as uncharacterized. The record is from RefSeq and is a predicted model, not a curated record. Lineage: Eukaryota; Discosea; Longamoebia; Acanthamoebidae. The transcript has a single exon. Bases 1 to 1137 code for a protein of 378 amino acids.
AUGCUCGAGGUCGAUGCCCUCUUCUCCACCCUCGACCAGUUCAAGUUGUUGGAAGAGCAGCAGGCCACCGUCGACGAGGCCCAAUCGCCGGAGGCCAUCAUCGCUCACGACCACCACGGCUUCGGCCACCACGACUACCACCAGGCGGCGGUGCAGGUGGUGGGCCAGCCCUUCACGCCGGCGGCGGCGAUGAGCGCCAUCGUUGGAAUGGACUUGGACGAAGUGGCCCACCACCUCUUGGAGGCCGGGGAAGAUGAAGUGGUGGUGGCAGUGACGGAACCCAUCGCCGACGUGGACCACCUCAUCAGGCUCCUGUCUGGCCCCUUGGCCCCGCUGCCACCGCAGCCUCCCACUGAGGUCUUCUACAACGAAGUAGCAGAAGUGGAGGAAGUGGUGGAAGAAGGCCACGACGAUGCGAACGACGACGUGCAAGCCAACGAGAGGCAUCACGUACUCGACCCGAAGAAGGAGGUGAUGGUCUCCUUCUACGCCGUGCUGGCCUACAACAGCAGCAGCAAGAAGAAGGAGAAGAUGAAGAAGUGGGCAGAAGAGGAGGAGCGCGCGCUGGCCUGGGUCGCUUUCUACACGGCCUGCGCCGACUACGCUCUCGAGCUCGACCAGUACCGCCUCCAGCUGCUCGAGCUCGACCAGCCCGACCAGCCCGACUUUUUGGCCCAACGCUGCGUGGCCUGCGAGAUGGUCGUCAGCCAGGUCGACGCCUGGGUCGCGGCCGGGCGCCACCCGCGCACGCACCAGCGCCUGUGGCAGGUCAAGCUGCCGUUCGUGGUCGAGGCCCCGGCCGGUCGCAAGCCGCGUCGGCUGGGCAUGUACGAAGCGGUGCUGGUCCACCGAUCGACGGGCAUGGCCGUGCGGCUGGGCGGCGCGUCGGUCGGGUCCAGCUCGAACCUGCUGCGCGGCUUCGGACCCAAGGUCGAGGCGCGCUUCACGGGCGUGGCCCAGCGGCGGCUGGUGCGCAACUUCCGCGAGCGGAGCAAGGCCAAGAACUCGCGCAGGGCCAGACACUACCGCAGCGGAAAGGGGUCGGCGUCGGCGCAGACCACCCACAAGCCCGCCCGCUUCCUUACCGACGAGCUGGCCAGAGCCGUCACCCUCCCGGUCCACUCCACGCACCAAUGA